Yamadazyma tenuis ATCC 10573 is the source of this 2190-nucleotide messenger RNA. It is a transcript of the gene SKY1, whose product is annotated as serine/threonine protein kinase. Lineage: Eukaryota; Fungi; Ascomycota; Pichiomycetes; Serinales; Debaryomycetaceae. Gene Ontology annotation, biological process: spliceosomal complex assembly; peptidyl-serine phosphorylation; regulation of mRNA processing. Gene Ontology annotation, molecular function: protein serine/threonine kinase activity; ATP binding. Gene Ontology annotation, cellular component: nucleus; cytoplasm. The record is from RefSeq and is a predicted model, not a curated record.
AUGCCCAACUCCAAAUCCCAGAGAUCUAACUUAUCCAUAGCUAUACAAAAAGCUGAAGAAGAAGAACUUUCCCACAAUAACCAUAACCAUUUGAUUCAUAACUCCCCUUUCGCUUCUGGAUCCAUACGACAAGAGCAAAAUAAUGAUUCGAAACCGCUGAUUCUGAAUUCAGACGAGAAUACCUUACCAAAUCAACCAUUUUUACCGGUUAUUCACCAUAGUAAUCCUACCGUCAGCACAACAUCUUCAGCCAAAGUCAAGUCUUUUAAACCCAAUCUUUCUCCAUUGAAGACCAAAUUUUCUGAUGGAGAUUUCAAAAGGGGAGGAUUCACUCCGGGAACCCGAUUCGAUUUUGGUUCGGAUGGUGAAGAAUAUAAGAGAAAGCCAGAGGAUACGAACGAAAACGAGUCUUAUAAUGAAGACGAUAGCGAUGAAGACGACGAUUCUGAUAUUGACUCAGUACACCCAGAAAAUGAAGAAGAUAUGAAAGACUAUGUACCAGGAGGUUAUCACACAUGUUACAUAGGAGAAAACUACAAAAAUGGGAAGUAUACCUUAGUGAGGAAACUAGGCUGGGGUCAUUUCUCGACCGUCUGGUUGGCAAGAGAUAAUGACAAGCAGUGUCAUGUGGCCAUGAAAAUUGUACGACUGGCCAAGCACUAUACAGAAACUGCUAUUGAUGAAAUAAAGUUGUUAGAUAAAGUUACAACAUCUGAUAUUCAUCACCCAGGACAUGAACACGUCAUUCAACUAUUGGACACAUUUACCCACGGAGGACCAAAUGGAGUUCACGUGGUAAUGGUUUUUGAAGUCUUAGGGGAAAACUUGUUGGGGUUGAUAAGAAGAUAUAAACAUAGAGGUAUUCCAGUUGUAUUUGUUAAACAAAUUGCAAAGCAAUUACUAGCAUCGAUGGAUUUUUUGCAUAGGAAAUGUGGCGUUAUCCAUACUGACUUGAAGCCAGAGAAUGUGUUAAUAGAAAUAGGUGAUGUGGAGCAGAUUGUUAAAAUGGUAGAAGAGGAGGAAAAUCAAGCUAAGAUGCAAAAGCGCCUCCAAAGAACAAAAUCCAAAUCUGGGCACAACAGUUUCUUGGGUGCUCCUUCAAUCUCGAACCCAAAUACUCCCCGGAUAGAUCGAAAAGCUCUGAACCCAAGCUUCAAAACUCCCGAAACUUCAUCUUCUGACAUAAAAUCUAUCAACAAUUCUCCUUCCAUAGGAAGGAAUGGUAGAAGAUCCAGGAGACAAACCUUAAUUACUGGAUCUCAACCGUUACCAUCGCCUUUGAGAACCUUCAAUAAAUCAUUCACCAGCGUUUACGCGCUAUCAAAUUCUACGGCAAAUACACCCGUGAAAUCAUUUACCAAUGAAAGUGAUCAAUCUGGUGUCGCCUUAUCAGAGCUCACAAAUCCCAAUACAGAUUCCUCUUUGAAUAAAGUCACGAGUAACCGGGACAUCAACAAUUCAUUAUCAUCAUUAUCGAUUUCUCAUAAAUUUGAAGACAAUGCUUCAAACUUAGAAGCCAGCUUCAACGAGUCAAUAAACGAAAACUCAUUUAUGAUUAAUGACGACGAGUUAAUUUCUGUCAAAAUAGCUGACUUGGGUAAUGCAUGCUGGGUCAACCAUCAUUUCACGGAUGAGAUUCAAACCAGGCAGUAUAGGGCACCCGAAGUACUCUUAGGAUACCAUUGGGGAUCUUCAGCUGACUUGUGGUCCUUUGCGUGCUUGAUUUUUGAGCUUUUAACGGGUGAUUAUCUAUUCGAUCCAAGAGAAGGAAAAGCAUAUUCUAAAGAUGAUGAUCAUAUUGCACAGGUAAUUGAGUUGUUAGGCCCCUUCCCAAGGCAAAUGUUGAAAGAAAGCUAUUAUGCCCGUGACUUUUUCAAUGCUAGAGGUGAACUUCAUCGCAUUCAAAAAUUAAAGCCUUGGGGAUUGAAAGAUGUCAUGGUAGAGAAGUAUAAGUUCUCUGUAUCUGAUGCCAUUGAGAUUUCCGAUUUCUUGUUACCGAUGUUGACAACCCAGCCUGAGCAAAGAGCCGAUGCAGGUGGUAUGAUCAAUCAUCCUUGGUUAAGUGAUGCAUUGGGUUUAGAAAAUGUCGUUCUUGAAAGGCCGGUAGGAGGAUCUGGUGAGGAUAUUCCUGGUUGGUCUAAAGAAAUACUGUCGCUGAGUUACAACUCCAAUAAGUUUUAUCACCAUUAA